Messenger RNA from Alligator mississippiensis (American alligator), 23329 nucleotides. It is a transcript of the gene FAT3, whose product is annotated as FAT atypical cadherin 3. The record is from RefSeq and is a predicted model, not a curated record. Gene Ontology annotation, molecular function: calcium ion binding. Gene Ontology annotation, biological process: homophilic cell-cell adhesion. The transcript has 28 exons. Gene Ontology annotation, cellular component: cell-cell junction; plasma membrane. Bases 618 to 14384 code for a protein of 4588 amino acids. Lineage: Eukaryota; Metazoa; Chordata; Crocodylia; Alligatoridae.
UUUACAGAAAGAAAAAUAGAUAUAUUUAUUAUUUUUUCCUCCUUCUUCUAAAGCUGCAAAGCUCUGCUUUGAAAACUGCUGCCCCAGAGUGCAGUUGCCUAGCUGUCCUGUCAGCAUUGUUCUAAUGCUCAUUCCAUAUGUAUGUCACAUAGAAGCUCUACCCUCCUCCUCCUUCUCUCCCCUUCCCCCAAUCCAUGCAUUCGCUUUUUUUUUUUUCACCCUAAAGGCGAUUUUUUUUUUUCCCGGGGAGCUUGCAAGCAGGGAAAUUCAAACUGCAUGAUCUUCGGCUGUAGGUUAGUUAUAUGGCUGAGACCAGUUUCUCUUAGUGAAAGUGUUUGUGCUAUUUCGCCUCGCUCCCUCUUUUUAUUAUAUAAACACAAAGGUUUUAAGAAACUAAGAUCUGUAGUUCUUUUUUGUCUUUCCUCGUUACCGUGGCAGCAUGUAUCUUGGUUGCUGAAGAAUGAAGCAGGCAGGCUGGAGUUUUUUUUAAUGUUUAAUGCUUCUGGGGCCACUAGAGAGGAUUCCACAGAGAAAUGUGUACAGCAGUGGUGCCCACUGAGUUUGUUACGCUUGUUCUCUGUCACUUCUUCUGACUCAAAGGAUAAAAGAAUGAUGUGAUGGAGGUGAAUAUGGUCUGCUGGUCAGGCACACGGCUCCCCCUGUCUUGCCUCACCCUACUGCUUGUCAAGCUGUUGGCCAGCGUUUGCCAGGGACUCCAAGGGACAAUACCACUCGGCUUUCACUUUACGCAUUCCAUUUACAAUGCUACUGUGUACGAAAACUCUGCUGCGAGGACCUAUGUCAACAGCAAAACUAGAAUGGGCAUCACCUUGGCAGAUCUUUCUUGGGACAUCAAAUACAGGAUAGUGUCUGGUGAUGAAGAAGGCUUUUUCAAAGCAGAGGAGGUCAUAAUAGCUGACUUCUGUUUCCUAAGAAUAAGAACUAAAGGUGGGAAUUCUGCUAUCUUAAACAGAGAAAUCCAAGACAACUAUUUAUUGAUAGUUAAAGGGUCUGUCAGAGGAGAGGACUUAGAAGCAUGGACAAAAGUGAAUAUCCAGGUUUUAGAUAUGAACGAUCUAAGGCCUUUGUUUUCCCCAACCACAUAUUCCGUAACAAUAGCAGAAAGCACUCCCUUAAGGACUAGUAUUGCACAGGUGACAGCAACAGAUGCAGACAUUGGGUCCAAUGGUGAAUUCUAUUACUACUUCAAAAACAAAGUUGAGCUCUUUUCAGUUCAUCCAACCAGUGGAGUUAUCUCCUUAAGUGGCCGAUUGAACUAUGAUGAGAAAAACAGGUAUGACCUUGAAAUUCUGGCUGUGGACCGUGGGAUGAAACUUUAUGGGAACAAUGGAGUAAGCAGUACUGCCAAGCUUUAUGUUCACAUUGAACGUAUAAAUGAACAUGCCCCAACUAUAACUGUGGUAACUCACAUACCCUUUCCAUCAGACAAGGAACCGACAUAUGCAGUUGUUAACAUUGAUGACCUAGAUGAAGGCGCUAAUGGGGAGAUUGAAUCUGUUUCUAUUGUAGCUGGAGACCCAUUAGAGCAGUUCAUUCUGGCUAAGGAGAGUAAGUGGAUUAAUGAGUACAAAAUCAAAGAGAGAAAGCCUAUAGAUUGGGACAGCUUCCCGUAUGGUUACAACCUUACUCUCCAAGCAAAGGACAAAGGAUCUCCUCAGAAGUUUUCUGCCGUUAAAAUGGUCCAUAUUGCUAGUCCCAAAAGAGAAAGUGUCCCAGUAAAGUUUGAAAAAGAAGUCUAUGAUGUGUCAAUCAGUGAGUUUUCCCCUCCUGGAGUGGUUGUUGCUAUAGUGAAGCUGACACCUGAACCACAGGGCAUGGACUAUAGAAUAUCUCCUAAUCUGGAUGCUGAAUUUUUUAAAAUUAAUCCCAGGACAGGGCUUAUUACCACUGCUCAUCCCUUGAAAAUCAUUGAAAAGGAACUCUAUGAAUUGGAAGUGGUAAGCAAAGGUGGUGAUUUAAAAGCUCAAGUUAUUGUCAGGUUAGAAGAUGUCAAUGAUCACACUCCAGAGUUCAAACAGCCUUCAUAUAGCUCUUUCAUCAACGAAAGUGUUCCUGUGGGAACCACCAUUCUGUCUGUUUCAGCAUUUGACAAGGACAGGGGAGAAAAUGGAUAUAUAACAUACAGCAUUGCCAGUCUGAAUUCGCUGCCAUUUACUAUAAACCAGUUUACUGGUAUUAUUAGCACAUCUGAAGAACUGGAUUUUGAAUCCUCUCCAGAGAGCUAUAGGUUCAUUGUCAGAGCCUCAGACUGGGGGUCACCAUAUCGUCAUGAAAGUGAGGUUAAUGUCACAAUAUUCAUAGGAAAUGUCAAUGAUAACAAACCUUUGUUUGAAAAAGUGGCAUGUCAGGGAGUCAUUUCAUCUGACUUUCCUGUUGGUGGUCACAUCACUGCUGUUUCUGCAAUAGAUAUAGAUGAGCUAGAACUGGUGAAGUACAAAAUAAUCUCUGGAAAUGAGCUUGGAAUUUUUUAUUUAAAUCCUGACUCUGGUGUUCUGCAACUUAAAAAAUCUCUGAUUAAUUCUGGUGUAAAGAACAACAAUUUUGCCCUUAAAAUAACAGCUACUGAUGGAGAGAAUUUUGCUGAUGCCAUGUUUGUCAACAUUUCAGUAGUCCAUGGCAAAGUGUCCUCAAAGACCUUUAGCUGUAGAGAAACUAGGGUUGCUCAGAAGCUAGCAGAAAAAUUACUCAAAAAGGCAAAAGCAAAUGUGAAGCUGAAUUUGGAAGAUGGUUUCCUUGAUUUUUAUUCAGUGAACAGGCAGGCUCCCCACUUUGAUAAGUCCUUUCCUUCUGAAGUAAUGGUUAUGGAGGACCUGCCUGUUGGUGCUAGCAUCCUAAGGAUAAAGGCAUAUGAUGCAGACUCUGGCUUUAAUGGGAAAGUUGUCUAUACAAUUUCUGAUGGUAACACAGAUAGUUGCUUUGACAUAGACAUGGAGACAGGACUGCUUAAAGUUCUUAUGCCCAUGGACCGUGAGAAAACAGAGCUGUAUCUCCUUAAUAUUACAAUUUAUGAUUUAGGUGAUCCUCAGAAAUCUACAUGGAGGCUACUGACUGUAACAGUUGGGGAUGCAAAUGACAACAGGCCUAUUUUUUUGCAGGACAGUUACUUGGUUAAUAUUUUAGAAAGUACUAGUCUUGGUACAGAGAUCAUCCAAGUUGAAGCCAGAGAUAAAGACCUAGGAUCCAAUGGGGAAGUGACUUACUCAGUAUUGACAGAUACGAAGCAAUUUGCCAUCAAUAGUUCUACUGGAGUAGUUUAUGUAGCUGAUCAUUUAGACAGAGAAUCAAAAGCAAACUACACGCUAAAAAUAGAGGCCAGGGACAAAUCGGAUAAUGGCCAUCAACAAUUUUCUGUUGUGCCACUGAAGGUUUUUUUGGAUGAUGUAAACGAUUGUUCUCCAGCUUUUAUACCAUCCAGCUACAGUGUUAAAGUUCUUGAAGAUCUGCCAGUUGGCACCGUGAUAGCUUGGUUAGAAACUCAUGAUCCAGAUCUUGGCUUGGGAGGUCAAGUACGUUACUCGCUGGUGAAUGAUUACAAUGGGCGAUUUGAGAUAGACAAAGCAAGUGGUGCCAUCCGCUUGAACAAAGAACUUGAUUACGAGAAACAGCAGUUCUAUAACCUGACUGUGCGUGCAAAAGACAAAGGACGUCCGGUGUCUCUUUCUUCUGUUUCUUUUGUGGAGGUGGAAGUGGUGGAUGUUAAUGAAAAUCUCUACACCCCUUAUUUUCCUGACUUUGCUGUCAUUGGAUCUGUAAAGGAGAACUCCCGCAUUGGAACAAGUGUUUUGCAAGUGGUAGCACAGGAUGAAGACUCUGGAAGGGAUGGGGAGAUCCAGUAUUCCAUCAGGGAUGGCAGUGGCCUUGGAAGAUUUAGCAUAGAUGAAGAAACUGGAGUUAUCUACACGGCCGAUGUUCUUGACCGAGAGACAACCAAAUCUUAUUGGCUAACAGUGUAUGCAACUGACCGGGGUGUUGUCCCUCUCUACACUACCAUUGAGGUUUAUGUUGAAGUUGAGGAUGUGAAUGACAAUGCUCCUCUGACCUCAGAACCCAUUUAUUACCCAGCUGUCAUGGAAAACUCCCCUAAGGAUGUAUCUGUCAUUCAAAUCCAGGCUGAGGAUCCUGACUCUAGCACCAAUGAAAAACUGGUCUAUAGGAUUACAAGUGGAAACCCUCAAAACUUCUUCGUAAUCAAUCCCAAAACAGGUCUGAUUACAACAACAUCAAGAAAAUUGGAUCGGGAGCAGCAAGCAGAGCAUUUUCUGGAGGUUACGGUCACAGAUGGCGGCGUCUCCCCCAAGCAAUCUACUGUCUGGGUGGUUGUUCAAGUUCUGGAUGAAAAUGAUAACAAGCCACAGUUUCCAGAGAAAGUCUAUCAAAUCAAGUUGCCAGAGAGAGACCGUAAGAAAAGAGGGGAGCCUAUCUACAGAGCAUUUGCAUUUGACAAGGAUGAAGGCCCAAAUGCAGAAAUCUCCUACAGUAUCGUGGAUGGAAAUGAUGAUGGGAAAUUUUUUAUUGAUCCUAAAACUGGGACUGUUUCCUCCAGAAAGCAGUUCACAGCAGGGAGUUACGACAUCUUAACAAUAAAAGCAGUGGACAAUGGACGACCCCAAAAGUCAGCAACUGCACGCCUGCAUAUUGAAUGGAUUAAGAAACCGGCACCCUCUCCUGUACCACUGACCUUUGAUGAGCCCUUCUACAACUUCACUGUCAUGGAAAGUGAUAAAGUAACUGAAAUUGUGGGAGUGGUUUCUGUGCAACCUUCUAACAUCCCUUUGUGGUUUGAUAUAGUUGGAGGGAAUUUCGAUAGUUCUUUCGACGCAGAGAAGGGCAUGGGCACUAUUGUCAUUGCAAAGCCCUUGGAUGCAGAGCAGAGGUCGAUAUAUAACAUGACUGUGGAGGUCACCGAUGGAACAAACAUUGCAACAACUCAGGUCCUUAUCAAGGUGUUGGACAAUAAUGAUAACGGCCCAGAAUUCCCUCACCCAAGUUAUGAUGUCACAAUUUCGGAGGACAUACUUCCUGAUACCGAGAUACUGCAAAUUGAAGCGAUAGACAGAGAUGAGAAACAUAAGUUGAGCUAUACUAUCCAUAGCAGUAUUGACUCGGUCAGCAUGAGAAAAUUCAGAAUCGACCCCAGCACAGGGGUACUCUACACUGCCGAGAGAUUAGACCAUGAAGCUCAAGAUAAGCACAUCCUUAAUGUAAUGGUUCGGGAUCAGGAGUUCCCAUAUAGGAGAAACCUGGCGAGAGUUAUCAUAAAUGUGGAAGACUCCAACGAUCACAGUCCAUACUUUACCAGUCCUUUGUAUGAAGCCUCCAUGUUUGAAUCUGCAGCUAUUGGAUCCGCUGUUCUGCAGGUCACUGCCUUAGACAAAGACAAAGGAGAAAAUGCAGAGCUUAUCUACACCAUUGAAGCAGGAAAUACUGGAAACACAUUCAAGAUUGAACCUGUUUUAGGCAUCAUAACAGUAUUGAAGGAGCCAGACUUGACCACCAUGGGACAGUUUGUUUUGUCUGUCAAAGUAACUGACCAGGGAUCCCCACCGCUAUCUGCAACAGCAAUUGUUCGCAUUUCUGUGACCAUGUCAGAUAAUUCCCACCCAAAGUUUAUGCAUAAGGAAUACCAAGCAGAAAUUAAUGAAAAUGUUGAUAUUGGAACGUCAGUCAUCUUGAUCUCUGCCAUCAGUCAGUCUACAUUGGUAUAUGAGGUCAAGGAUGGGAAUGUGGAUGGGAGCUUUACUAUAAACCCAUACUCUGGAGUCAUCACCAGUCAAAAAGCACUUGAUUAUGAACGCAUAUCCUCUUACCAGCUCAUUGUACAAGCAACCAACAUGGCAGGUAUGGCAUCAAAUGCCACCGUGAACAUUCAAAUUGUGGAUGAAAAUGAUAAUCCGCCAGUUUUUCUCUUCUCCCAAUACUCUGGCAGCAUAAGUGAGGCUGCUCCUGUAAACAGUGUAGUCCGGAGCUCAGGUAACAGCCCACUGGUUAUACGAGCCACUGAUGCUGACAGUAAUCAGAAUGCUUUGCUUGUCUAUCAGAUUGUUGAAUCCACUGCUAAGAAGUAUUUUAUUGUAGAUUCCAGCACUGGUGCAAUCAGAACAAUUGCAAAUUUAGACCAUGAAACAAUAGCUCACUUCCACUUCCAUGUGCAUGUUAGAGACAGCGGAAAUCCACAGCUCACAGCAGAGAGUCCAGUUGAAGUAACCGUUGAAGUAACUGAUGUCAAUGACAACCCACCUGUCUUCAGUCAGGCUGUAUUUGAGACAGUUUUGCUGCUGCCCACUUACAUUGGAGUAGAGAUUCUUAAAGUCCUGGCUACUGACCCAGAUUCAGGGGUUCCACCUGAACUGACAUACAGUCUCAUCGAAGGCAACAUGGACCAUUUUUUGAUUGAUUCAACUACGGGGGUAAUCACCAUAAAAAACAAUAGCCUUUCCAAAGACCAUUAUAUGGUGGUAGUGAAAGUGUCUGAUGGGAAAUUUUACAGCACUGCUAUGGUGACCAUAAUGGUAAAAGAAGCCAUGGAUAGUGGGCUCCAUUUUACACAGAGCUUUUAUUCCACAUCUAUCUCAGAGAACAGCACUAAUAUCACAAAGAUAGCAGUUGUCAAUGCAAUUGGGAACCGUCUCAAUGAGCCCUUGAAGUACAGUAUAUUAAACCCAGGGAAUAAGUUCAAGAUUAAAUCCACCUCAGGAGUCAUCCAAACAACCGGCAUCCCUUUUGACCGAGAAGAGCAAGAGCUGUAUGAGCUGGUAGUAGAGGCAAGUCGUGAGCUGGAUCAUCUACGUGUGGCAAGGGUGGUUGUCAGAGUUAACAUUGAGGACAUAAAUGACAAUGCUCCAGUGUUUGUAGGGCUACCUUACUAUGCUGCUGUACAAGUUGAUGCUGAGCCUGGUACUCUGAUAUAUCGAGUCACAGCCAUUGAUAAAGAUAAGGGUGCAAAUGGUGAAGUGUCAUAUCUUAUAAAGGAAGACUAUGGACAUUUUGAAAUUGAUAGACAAACUGGUAGUGUCACUUUAAAGGAAGCUUUCAACUCUGACUUAUCUAAUAUAGAGUACUUGGUUAUCAUCCUUGCAAAAGAUGGAGGCAAUCCAUCAUUGUCUGCUUCGGUAGAACUGCCUAUUACUAUAGUUAACAAAGCAAUGCCUGUGUUUGACAAGCCUUUCUAUACAGCAUCAGUAAAUGAAGACAUAGAGAUGCAUACCCCAAUUCUGAGCAUAAAUGCUACCAGUCCAGAAGGCCAAGGUAUCAUUUACAUCAUUGUUGAUGGAGACCCCUACAAUCAGUUUAACAUUGACUUUGAUACUGGAGUUCUGAGUGUCAUCAGUCCAUUAGAUUAUGAAGAAAAUUCUGUUUUUAAGCUGACAGUAAGAGCCAGUGAUGCGCUAACUGGUGCUCGGGCUGAGGUCACCGUAGACUUAAUCAUUAAUGAUGUAAAUGAUAAUCCUCCUGUUUUUUAUCACUCAGCCUAUAAUGCUACCUUGUCUGAAGCAUCUUUGAUUGGGACUCCUGUGUUACAAGUGGUUGCUACUGAUGCGGACUCUGAAAAUAAUAAAAUUGUACAGUAUCAGAUAGUCCAGGACACUUUUAACAGCACUGAUUAUUUUCACAUUGAUAGCAGUAGUGGUCUAAUCCUAACAGCCCGUUUGUUGGAUCAUGAACUAGUUCAGCACUGCAGCUUAAAAGUGCGAGCAACUGAUAAUGGAUUCCCACCUCUGAGCAGUGAAGUUCUUGUUAGCAUAUAUGUGACAGAUAUGAAUGACAAUGCACCAGUUUUUAACCAGUUAAUAUAUGAAUCCUACGUGAGUGAACUGGCACCUCGGGGUCAUUUUGUGACUUGUGUCCAAGCUUCUGACGCUGACAGCUCUGAUUUUGACAGACUGGAGUACAGUAUCUUGUCUGGAAAUGAUCGAACCAGCUUUAUAAUGGACAGUAAGAGUGGCAUUAUAACCCUGUCUAACCAUCGGAAACAGAGGAUGGAGCCAAUGUAUAGCUUAAAUGUCUCCGUUUCUGAUGGAUUGUUCACCAGCACAGCUCAGGUGCAUAUCCAGAUCCUUGGAGCUAACCUAUAUAGCCCUGUGUUUUCACAGAGUGUUUAUGUGGCAGAGGUUAGAGAAAAUGCUGCCCCUGGUACUAAGGUAAUCCAUGUAAAAGCAACAGAUGGCGAUUCCAGUGCAUAUGGCCAGAUAAGCUACUCCAUAAUAAAUGAUUUUGCCAAAGAUCGAUUCUUAAUUGAUAACAAUGGGCAGAUCCUAACAACUGAGAAACUAGACCGAGAGAACCCUUUGGAAGGGGACAUCAGCAUAUUCUUAAGGGCUCUGGAUGGAGGUGGAAGGACUACUUUUUGCACUGUGAGAGUGAUCGUAGUAGAUGAGAAUGACAAUGCUCCCCAGUUUAUGACAGUAGAGUACAGAGCAAGUGUCAAAUCAGAUGUUGGAAAAGGCCAUUUGGUCACUCAGGUGCAAGCAGUAGAUCCAGAUGAUGGGGCAAAUUCAAGAAUUACCUAUUCGUUGUAUAGCGAAGCCUCUGUUUCAGUUGCCGAUCUGCUUGAAAUUGACCCUGACAAUGGAUGGAUGGUUACGAAAGGUAACUUUAACCAGUUGAAAAGCACAGUUCUGUCUUUCUUUGUCAAAGCAGUUGAUGGCGGCAUUCCUGUAAAGCAUUCUCUUAUUCCUGUUUAUAUCCAUGUUUUACCUCCUGAAACUGUUUUACCUUCCUUUUCCCAACCUCAGUAUUCCUUUACAAUACCAGAAGACACUCUCAUAGGCAGCACUAUUGAUAUUUUGCAUGCAGUGCCAAACCAAGGUGUUGUGUAUAGCACAGUGAAUGGUGAAUUACCUGAAAACAACAAAGAGGGAAUUUUCAUCAUAGAACAAGACACUGGAAUCAUAAAACUAGAUAAGAGACUUGACCACGAGACAAAUCCUGCAUUUCACUUUAAAGUUGCAGCCACCAUACAAGUAGAUAAAGUGGAUAUUGUAAUAACUGUAGAUGUGGAAGUUAAAGUGUUGGAUGUAAAUGACAACAAACCCUCAUUUGAAGCUGCUAACUAUGAAGCUAUAAUAAUGGAAGGGAUGCCAAUAGGAACUAAACUUAUCCAAGUGAAGGCAGUUGAUUCAGACUGGGGUGCAAAUGGACAAGUCACAUAUACCCUUGCUGUAGAAUCGGAGCUAGACAAGAUCCUGGAAGCAUUCACAAUAGAUAGCAACAGUGGUUGGAUCAGCACACUAAAGGACCUCGAUCAUGAAAAGGACCCCACCUUCAGUUUUGCUGUGGUGGCCUCAGAUCUGGGAGAAACUUUGUCCCUCUCAUCAACUGUGCUGGUCUCUGUCACUGUGACCGACAUAAAUGAUAACGCACCAGUCUUUGAACAUGAGGUGUACAGAGGAACAGUGAAAGAGAGUGAUCCUCCUGGAGAAGUUGUGGCAGUUCUCAGCACCUGGGAUGAAGACACCUCUGAUAUCAACCGUCAGGUUAGCUACCAUAUUACAGGAGGGAAUCCCAAGGGAAAGUUUGCCUUGGGAUUGGUUCAGAAUGAAUGGAAAGUUUAUGUAAAGAGGCCUCUAGAUCGGGAAGAGCAAGACAUUUAUUAUCUUAACAUCACUGCUACCGAUGGACUCUUUGUAACUCAAGCUGCUGUGGAAGUGACAGUCACUGAUGUGAAUGAUAACAGUCCUGUCUGUGAGCAGGUUACAUAUACAGCAUUAUUUCCUGAAGACAUUCCACCAAACAAAGUCAUCCUUAAGAUCAGUGCUAAGGAUGCAGACAUUGGGUCCAAUGGCGAAGUUCGAUAUUCUCUGUAUGGGUCUGGGAACAAUAAAUUUUUCUUAGAUCCAGAAAAUGGAGAGUUGAAAACCUUGGCCCCGUUGGACCGAGAGAAAAUUCCUGUGUACCACUUGGUUGCCAGGGCAACAGAUGGAGGUGGUAGGUUCUGCCAAUCAGAAAUCCACCUAAUUUUGGAAGAUAUUAAUGAUAAUCCCCCAGUAUUUUCAUCUGCUCAUUACAUGGCAUGCGUCUAUGAGAACACAGCCACUAAAGCCUUGUUAACAAGAGUCCAAGCCAUGGAUCCUGAUGUAGGUGUGAACAGAAAAGUUGUCUAUUCCCUAGCAGACUCCGCAAAUGGUUACUUCUCUGUAGACAGGUCAUCAGGGAUCAUUAUUUUGGAGCAACCACUUGAUAGAGAGCUACAGUCCUCUUAUAACAUCAGUGUAAAGGCAUCAGACCAGAGCAUUAUGUUGACCUUGUCAUCACUGGCUACAGUCACCAUUACAGUGCUGGAUAUUAAUGAUAACCCUCCUGUGUUUGAAAGAAGAGACUAUCUUGUUUCAGUUCCUGAAGAUACCUCGCUUAGCACUGAAAUCCUUGCUGUUUUUGCAACAAGCAAAGACAUUGGUACAAACGCUGAAAUUGCCUACCUCAUCAGAUCUGGGAAUGAGAAAGGGAAAUUCAGGAUCAACUCAAAGACAGGAGCCAUUUCUGUCAUUGAAGCACUGGACUAUGAAACAUGUAAAGAUUUCUACCUCGUGGUGGAAGCAAAAGAUGGAGGUACUCCAGCUCUCAGUGCUGUUACUACAGUGAACAUAAAUGUAACGGAUGUUAAUGACAAUGCGCCAAAAUUUAGCCAGGUGCUCUACAGCACAGUCAUCAGUGAGGAUGCAGCAGUUGGUGACUCUGUGAUUAUGUUGAUAGCAGAAGAUGUGGACAGUCCUCCCAAUGGCCAGAUUCAUUUCUCCAUAGUGAAUGGUGAUAGAGAUAAUGAAUUUUCAGUUGAUCCAGUUUUGGGACUUGUGAAGGUUAAAAAGAAAUUGGACAGAGAGAGGGUGUCUGGUUAUUCAUUGGUUAUUCAAGCAAGAGACAGCGGAGUCCCUCCAUUGUCCUCGUCUGUAACAGUCAACGUAGACAUUUCUGAUGUAAAUGAUAAUGGCCCCCUAUUUACACCAGCUAACUAUACAGCUGUAAUUCAAGAAAAUAAACCAGUGGGCACAAGCAUUUUGCAGCUGGUAGUGACGGACAAAGACUCUUUUCACAACGGCCCUCCCUUUACCUUCACCAUUCUGACGGGCAACGAAGAGGAGGAAUUUACGCUGGACCCACAUGGAGUUUUAAGAUCUGCAGUUAUCUUCAAGCAUAUGGUAGCAACUGAAUAUGUGCUCUGCGUGCAGGCAAAAGAUUCUGGGAAGCCUCAACAGGUGUCCUACACCUACAUUCAGGUACGGGUCAUAGAAGAAAGCAUUCAUAAACCAACAGCUAUUUCCCUAGAAAUAUUUAUUGUCACUAUGGAAGAUGACUUUCCAGGGGGUGUCAUUGGGAAGAUUCAUGCCACAGAUCAAGAUGUGUACGAUGUCCUCACUUAUACCCUAAAUUCUGAGCAGAAAAGUCUGUUCAAGGUUAACAGCCACGAUGGAAAGAUCAUUGCCCUCGGAGGACUGGAUAAUGGCAAGUAUAUCCUGAAUGUUUCUGUCAGUGAUGGCCGGUUCCAAGUGCCCAUUGAUGUUGUAGUCCACGUUGAGCAGCUGAUACAGGAAAUGCUGCAGAACACAGUUACCAUCCGAUUUGAGAAUGUUUCGCCUGAGGAUUUUGUGGGGCUUCAUAUGCACGGAUUCCGACGCACCCUGCGAAAUGCUGUGCUUUCCCAGAAACAAGACAGCCUGCAUAUUAUCAGUAUUCAGCCCGUGGCAGGCACCAAUCAGCUUGACAUGCUGUUUGCAGUUCAGAUGCACAACGGUGGAUUUUAUAAGCCUGCCUAUUUGAUUCAGAAGCUCACCAAUGCAAGGAGACAUUUGGAAAAUGUGAUUCGCAUCUCUGCUAUCUUGGAGAAGAAUUGUUCAGGACUGGAUUGUCAGGAACAGCAUUGUGAGCAAAGCCUGUCUAUUGAUUCUCAUUCCCUGAUGACCUAUAGCACUGCGCGGAUUAGUUUUGUGUGUCCUCGUUUCUACAGAAAUGUGCGCUGCACUUGCAACGGAGGGCUCUGUCCUGGCUCCAGCGAUCCCUGUAAUGAGAAGCCGUGUCCGGGGGACAUGCAGUGCGUGGGGUACGAAGCAAGUCGCAGGCCGUUCAUCUGCCAGUGCCCACCGGGAAAGCUUGGAGAAUGUUCAGGGCACACUUCUCUUAGCUUUGCUGGGAAUAGUUACAUCAAAUACCGAGUUUCUGAAAAUAGCAAGAAAGAGGAAUUCAAGUUGGCUCUCCGUCUGCGAACUCUGCAAAGCAACGGGAUUAUAAUGUACACCAGAGCAAAUCCCUGUAUAAUUCUGAAGAUUGUGGAUGGCAAAUUGUGGUUCCAGUUGGACUGUGGAAGUGGCCCGGGAAUCCUGGGAAUUUCUGGCAGGGCUGUGAACGAUGGGAGCUGGCACUCGGUCUUCCUGGAGCUGAAUCGGAAUUUCACAAGCCUGUCGCUGGAUGAUAGCUACGUGGAGCGGCGCAAGGCCCCCCUGUACUUCCAGACUCUGAGUACCGAUAGCUCUGUCUACUUUGGAGCCCAGGUGCAAGUAGAUAACGUCCGGAGUCUGACUGACAAGAGGACAACGCAGGUCCUGAGCGGCUUUCAAGGCUGCCUGGACUCGGUUGUCCUGAAUAACAACGAACUGCCGCUCCAGAACAAGCGCAGCAGCUUUGCAGAAGUUGUUGGCUUGACUGAAUUGAAGCUUGGCUGUGUUUUAUACCCGGACGCAUGCGAGAGGAAUCCGUGCCUGAAUGGAGGGAGCUGUACCAGUGUGCCAUCUGGUGGUUAUCAAUGCAGUUGCCUCUCUCAAUACACGGGAAGAAACUGUGAAUCGGAAAUUACAGCCUGUUUUCCAAAUCCGUGUCGAAAUGGAGGGUCAUGUGAUCCCAUAGGCAAUGCCUUCAUUUGCAACUGCAAAAGUGGGCUAACAGGAGUAACGUGUGAAGAAGAUAUCAAUGAAUGUGAGAGAGAGGAAUGUGAAAAUGGUGGCUCCUGUGUCAACAUUUUUGGUUCAUUUCUAUGUAAUUGCACUCCUGGGUACGUGGGACAGUAUUGUGGGCUUAGACCUGUUGUGGUACCCAACAUCCAAGCUGGACACUCCUAUGUUGGGAAGGAAGAGCUCAUAGGAAUAUCAGUGGUCCUUUUUGUCAUCUUUGUGUUGAUCGUCUUGUUUAUAGUUUUCCGCAAAAAAGUAUUCAGGAAAAACUAUUCACGUAACAACAUCACCCUGGUGCAGGACCCAGCUACUGCUGCCCUGCUCAACAAGAGCAAUGGGAUCCAGUUCAAAAACAUAAGGAACAGUGGGGACAGUAGGAAUAUCUACCAGGAGGUUGGGCCGCCUCAAGUUCCUGUGAGGCCAAUGGCCUACACGCCUUGCUUCCAGAGUGACUCGCGGAACAACUUGGACAAGAUAGUUGAUGGACUUGGAGUUGAGCAUCAGGAGAUGACAACUUUUCACCCAGAAUCUCCUCGAAUAUUAACAGCAAGGCGGGGUGUGGUGGUGUGUAGUGUGGCUCCCAAUCUGCCAGCCGUGUCUCCCUGUCGAUCAGAUUGUGACUCCAUCAGGAAGAGUACCUGGGAUGCUGGGACUGAAAGUAAAGGGAUUGAUGAAGCUGAAGAAGUGACCUGUUUUGCAGGAAGUAAUAAAGGCAGCAACUCUGAAGUUCAGUCUCUCAGCUCCUUCCAGUCAGACUCGGGCGAUGAUAAUGCUUCCAUAGUGACUGUCAUACAGCUUGUCAACAAUGUAGUUGACACUAUAGAAAAUGAAGUGUCUGUUAUGGAUCAAGGACAGAACUACAACAGAGCUUAUCAUUGGGACACCUCUGAUUGGAUGCCAAACGCUCGCUUAUCUGACAUUGAGGAAGUGCCCAAUUACGAAACCACGGAUGGAGGCUCAGUUCAUCACGGCAGCACAAGAGAGCUGGAGACAGAUUACUACCUUGGCGGCUAUGACAUUGACAGCGACUACCCGCCUCCUCACGAAGAGGAGUUUUUAAGUCAGGACCAGUUACCGCCCCCUCUCCCUGAGGAUUAUCCAGACCAAUAUGAAGCCCUUCCACCGUCACAGCCAGUUUCAAUGGCCAGUACACUCAGCCCAGAUUGCAGGCGACGGCCGCAGUUCCAUCCUAGCCAAUACCUCCCUCCUCAUCAGUUCCCCAAUGAGACAGACACUUCUGGGUCUCAGACUGGGAAUGAAUUUAGUACUUUUGCUGUGGUCCCAGGUCAGAAAGCAGAAAACAUUAGUGCAGGUAAGAUGCCCUUAUCAUUGCACAACUCUCUGGAUGCCUCCUCAUCCGAUGUCUCAGCCAGCUGUGGCUUUGAUGAUUCUGAAGUGGCCAUGAGUGACUAUGAAAGCGUGGAGGAACUCAACCUGGACAAUAUUCACAUUCCAUUUGUGGAGACUCAGCAGCAGACACAAGUGUAAAGGAGACUUUUUUGUCAUUUGGUCCAAUUAACAGUAUAAAUAUUGAGAAGAAAUUUUGCUAAAGAUGUAUCUAUAUAUAUUGGGCAAGGCAGAAAGACAGUAUAACUUACUAUUAACUUGUUCAGAAAUGAUACUGUAUGUGCAGAUACAAAGAGACCUAGUGUGUUAAAAGUUAUGCCGCAAAAUUGUUACGGACAAUCCAGAGAGUAUGUACCUUGUAUUUAUUACCCAGCAUAUACAGAGUUUUUGAGUGAGGGGUCACAAUUUCAUUUUUAAGUUAUCUUUCCCCUUUCUCCCCCAGUUUUGCAUAGUAUUGUAUUAUUAAAAGUGAUACAGUGUUAUAAUCUCCCCAUAGUAUUAGUGAACAGGUAAGGAUAUUUCCAACAGGUAUUGUUGCAUGACAUUUUGUGUCAGGUGAAGAAUAGAAGAAAUUGAUAAUUUAGGCUGCCCUCAAUCCUGACACAACAUAGACCUAAACAGAAACACUUUUGAUGCUGUUAAAACAGCAUUUAAAAGUCAUAGAAGUCAUAAAGAAGUGGGACUGGAAGGGACCUGCAGAGGUCAUCUGGUCCAACCCUGUUCCUGAGGCUGAAUCAUCCCUAUCCAAACCAUCCCACAUAAACCAUAAUCUAAACUCUACAUAUGCAUACCCUCAACCCUGACACAACAUAGACCUAACACCCUAACCUACCACAGGUAAAGCAGGGGAAACACAGCAGCCAAUGUCCUGCAUCUAUAAAAGGUUGUUAAAUUAUGCUCAAGAGGUCCUGGAAAGAGGGCCACACCCCCCAAAAAUCCCCUUAGUCUAUACCAAUGUGACCAUGGGGUAAAAUUCCUUCCUGAGCCCAAAUAUGGGAAUUGGUCUGACUCUGCGCGGAGGGGCAAGACCCUCUAGGCAGGAACCUCCAGCUUUGCUCCUAGCAGGAGAAUCAGCAAACCCCAGUUGAAGUCCUUAACCUUAGCUGUAGGCAUAGCUAUGCCUAGAUCAUACCUAACCAAUGGCUGUCCAACCUCUGUUUGAACACCUCCAGUGAUGGAGAGUCCGCAACUUCCCUAGGCAGUAUAUUAUACUGCCUCACUAUCAUCAUAGUAAAGAAGUUUUUUUGGUUAUUGAAUCUACAUUUACUUUGCUGCAACUUCAAGGCAUUUUCCACAUCCUUCUCUCUGCAGCAGCAGAGAAAAGGCACUUUGCUUCUUUUUUAUGGCUGCCCUUCAAGUUUUUGAAGAGUGCUAUCAUGUCCCCUCUUAAGCAUCUUUUCCACAAGCUCAAAAUGUCUAUCUCCUACAGCCCUUCCUCACAUGACUUGCCCUUCAAGCCCUUGAUCAUCUUUGUUGUCUGCCUCUAAGAGCCUCUCUAAUUUCUCUUUUUAAAAUGUGGAGCCCACAAUUGCAUGCAGUACUCCAGAUGAGAUCUGCCCCUGCCAAGUAGAGAUGUACUAUCACCUCCUACGUCUUGUACAUAAUGCUUCUAUUGAUGCAACCCAAAAUCACAGUGGCCUUUUGUGUGGCUACAUCACACUGCAGACUCAUAUUGAGUCUGGUUUAUCAAGACUCCCAAGUUCUUUUCCAUAGAGCUGCCAUCCACCCAGGUGUCUCCCAUUUUGUAUUUGUUUUUUUUUAUUAUUAUUCCUCCCAAGGUGCAGCACUUUGCAUUUAUCCACAUUGAAGUUCAUCCUCUUAGCUCUAGCUCAAGUUUCUAAUCUUUUGCAAUCCUUCUGAAUUGUGCUCACAUCCUCCGACAUGUUCACAGUCCUUCCCAGUUUCAUGUCAUCUUCAAACAUGCUGAAGAAGCUUUCUGUGCCGGCAUCCAAAUCAUUAAUAAACGUGCUGAACAGCACCAGGCCCUGUAGCACUCUGUUUAAAACCCCCUGCCGUUCUGACAUAGACCCAUUAAUAAUUACCCUUUGCUUAUGGCUAGCGAGCCAGUUAUCUAUCCACCUUAUAGUACUUUUAUCAAGCCCACAGUUUUCCAAUUUGCUAAUGAGAAGGUUGUGCAGGACCUUGCCAAAAGCUUUGCUGAAGUCCAGAUACACAGUAUGCACAGCAUUCCUUUCAACAUGUCUAAGAUAAGUUACUGGUCACCUGUCCACAAAUACCUAUCUAUAGUUUCAUAUAUAUGAAGGACCGAGCCCUGCGGGACCCCACUGCCCACACCCUUCCAGGUCGAAGCCGACCCUCCAGCCAAUUCGCCACCCACUGGACUGUAGUCAUCCAAGUCACAGCCUCUUAACUUGUUCACCAGUGUGGGGUGGGAUACCGUAUCGAAGGCCUUCCUGAAGUCUAAGUAUACGACAUCCACCCCUCCUCCUGUGUCCAGGCGUUUCGUAACCUGGUCAUAAAAAGAGACUAGACUGGUCAGGCACGAUCUGCCUGCUACGAACCCGUGCUGGUUUCCCCUCAGCAUAAUUUGUCCUGCCGGGCUCUCACAAAUGUGAGCCUUGUUAAUUUUUUCAAAGACUUUGGCAAGGAUGGAGGUGAGACUGACUGGCCUAUAGUUGCCCGGGUCCUCCUUCCUCCCCUUCUUGAAAAUGGGGACCACGUUGGCCCUUUUCCAGUCCUCCGGGACUUGGCCCGUGCACCACGAGCAUUCGAAUAUUCCCGCCAGUGGCUCUGCAAUGAUGUCGGCCGGGCCUGCCGACUUAAAGGCAUCCAGUUCUUCCAAGUAACUCUGCACCAUCUCAGGGUCUACGCAUGGCAGUCUGGCGCCUUGCUGCUGCCUCUCUACAACCCCAGUGAGAGACUUGUCCUGCCCCUCACUUAGGAGCACUGAGACAAAGAACUCGUUGAGGAGUUCAGCCUUGUCCCCCCUGUCCGUCACCAAUUGUUUCUGCCCAUUUAGCAGGGGUCCUAUUCCUCCCUGGGCCUUCCUUUUACUCCCUAUAUAUCUAAAAAACAAUUUCUUGUUGUCCUUUACUUGGGAUGCCAUCCUCAGCUCCAUGGUAGUUUUGGCCUGUCUAACUGCCUCCCUACAAGCACGAGCAGAGGAGGUAUAUUCGUCUUUGGUGAUCUCUCCUUGUUUCCACUUUUUGUGUGCUCCCCUUUUGGCCCUUAGGCUGCCCUGGAUUUCUGCGGUCAGCCAAGGAAGCCUCCUGGCCCCUUUCCCUCUUUUACCCCGCACGGGGAUUGUCUCGCUUUGUGCCCGAAGGAUUGUUUCCUUAAGGCACAGCCACCCUUCUUGGGCUUCCAUCAUUUCAAAACUCCUACUCUGCAGUGCGUCCUUAACUAAUUGCCUGAAUUCAUUUAAAUCAGCUUUCCUAAAGUCUAGUACUUUCACCCUACUAGUUACCUUACCCACUCGACGUCUUAUGGUGAAUUCUAUUAUUAGGUGAUCACUGUCCCCCAGAUGGCUACCGAUCUGUAGGUCCCCUACCAUGUCAUCCCCCGUUGCCAAUACCAGAUCCAGUAUGGCAUUCCCCCUAGUGGGACCGUGUACCUCCUGUGUCAGGUGGAGGUCCUGUACACAGGUUAGAAACCUUCGUGAGCGGUGGGACUUUGCCGUCUGUGUCUCCCAGCAGAUGUCUGGGUAGUUUAGGUCCCCCAUGACUACCACCUCUUUAGCUUUUAUGGUCUCCGAGAGCUGCCUCAGGAGCCCCACAUCUAUUUCUUCCCCUUGAUGUGGGGGUCUGUAGCAGACCCCUACCACCAAAUCCCUUUCUCCUUGCCCCCCAUGUAGCCUGUACAUAUAUGUAUACUGUGCAUAUUUUACACCAAUCUAUUAGUCCUAAAACUUAAUUUCAGGACCUUAAACAGUGAAAAUUUCCAAAUAUUGCAAAAUCAGACAUGCUAACAGCUAGGCUCUGCCCAAUCAUACAUGCAUGCAGCUCCUAUUGACCUUGCAUAUGGAAUGUGAGCAUGUAUUUGAGGAUAGACCUAAGCCCCAACUACCACGUUGUGCUGCUGUUAUUGUCACCUUCUGUGCAUUGGCAACAGAUUUUAACUGCAGUAAGCAUGCUAUGGCAUUCCCAUGAAGCUGGUUGUAAUUAAUUUGCAUACAGCAUUCUGUCACUGUCUUAAGUUAGCAGGUCAGCUGCAACUGGAGAACAACCAUCCCUAGAGUCUGUGAUGUAAGCCUUAGGUUAUGUAAAUUAACACAUUCAUUUGGAGCUGUGUUGAUUUAUAGUAGCUGAGGACUAGCCCUGUGUUCUUUGCUUGAUGCCUGGGGUUUUCACUUUUCCAAACUUCCAGAGAUACAGAGGGGAGUAUGCUGCAGUAAGAAUAUUGUAAGACAGUAAAAUGCCUCGCAGUCAGACUGGUUGGAGUAGAAGUCCUCAGGUAUUUAUUAGCCUGAGCAGUUUAAAUGCAAUAUGGGGAUCUGUGAUUCACUCACUGCAGUGAGAAUACACAGAUGCCCUUUGCCCAGUGCUGCGAAAAUAUUGUUUUGCCACCAUUGCAAGCAGUUUCAUAGCCUUUGUGUGUCUCUAUAUUGUACAAUGAAUAGCAUGUCUGCAGUUUCCAUUGUCCUAGCUACUUCCUUCUACGGCAGAAUCUGUCCUUCUGAAGCUCUAUUGAGUAAGUAGAUCAUUAUGGGCUUGGGGAUGCUCUAGCAUUUUUCCUAUUUCUGCUUCAUCCUAUUUUUGAUCAUACAGUGCAACUGGAUUGUUUCACUGCUUGUAUUUUAUGAUGAGAUAUUCUUGGCUGAAUUGAAUUUUACUCAUAAGUUAGUCAUUGGCCAUUCCUUAUCAUAAAUUGACAUUUGUUCACAUACUUCCCCCUGGUAAGACAGAAAACAGAAGAAUGAUUAUAGCUUGUAACACUUUUUUAAUAAAACAGGAUCUCUACAUUUUACAACAUGCUUAGUGCCCCUAUCCAACAUGCCGUACAUUAGUAAGGGAUUGGGAACACAUGGUCGUUUGGAUCAGACCACAAUUCUUUAUGAGAAAAAAAAAUGUAGUUACCAUAUGAAGAGGUACACGACUAAAAGAGGUGGGCUCCUAGGCAACAGGAUGUACUGCACAUACAAGUAUUAUGAAGUACUUGCCCAUAUAUAGUUUCUGUUCAUUGAAUUUAUGAUUGUUAUUUGGUUGGUUUCCUCAAAGUAGACAUGCUUCUGUAACAGUGAUAUGUUCUGAAUGUGUUCAUGCUAUGUUUCAAUCCCCUUUCCUUCUCCCCCAUCACCCCCAUGGUAUCACAAAAAGUAUAUUUGAAAUCUGUAUCACAAAUUUCAAGGAAAUUGAGGGAUUUCCUGACAAACCAUGAAAUAGUUUGGCAAAGGCUGAGGCACAGAUACAGUUACGCAGAAUGACUGUACAUUACUGGUAAAGUUUACAAUGCAGAGAAACAGUUGCAAGGAAUAAAUUAAAAUAACUAGGAACAUUUAAGGAUAGGAACAUUUAAGGUGUUUAAAAGAAUAAAAAGCUGCAAGUUUAGCUAAUGUGCAAUAGUUUUAAGGCUGACAUGAAUUUUGAAGAAUCGAAUCCUCUUUGAGCGCAUGGCUGUGGUAUACACGGGGUUUGCUUCCAGUCGACUGUGUUGUAGUACAUUUUUAACUAUUCUGCAAUUGAUUCUGUAUUAGCUCCCAACUAGUUACUAAAUGGACCCACCAUCUUUUGUCUGUUAUGAAAGUUUUCAAGUGAUGGAUGUUUCCUUGAGACACUGAUAUCUAAAGUUAUUUUCCUUACGAGGGCAUAUCAAAAGUGUCACAAGAGGUAAUACAACUGGGAGUGCAGCAGUCGCCAUACCAGAAAAGACCAAGGGUUCUUACCAAACUUGUUGCCUCAGUAACAUCUUGUCAGUAGUGAGCUUCACAGAUAAAAUACACAAACCUUAAACAUACACCGCUGCUUCUGUGUUUUACAUUUUAUUGCCAUUUCGUUUAAUCAAGAACCUGUCUGUUAACAUGUGGCACAGGCAGGUAAAUAAGAGUACCUCUUUAACCUCCUCUGCUCCAUUCAUCAUAUUCUAAACCUCUGAAUCUUCUCUCCAAGUGAAAUAGAGCCAGUCGAAUCAGUCUCUCCACAGGCAGAAACACCUGAAUGCUUAGCACCACUUUUGUUGCCCAUUUUUCUUCUGCCUCUUUUUGAUGCAGUGACCAAACGUGAAAGCAGUUCACAAGGUGAGACCCCUACGCAGCAUUUACAGCAUGGAAGAAACAUUCAGUUCUUCUCUCUCCUCAAUAUGACUCUGUAUUUUAUUGGGGUGUUUUUAAUUAUUGCUGUAGUUUGAUGAAUCCUAACAUCCUCUGCGCUCUGCUGGGAAGUGAUUAGUGCAUGAUAAAGGAAUUGUUCCACCUAAAGUGCAUUUCUUUGUCCAACGUAUGAUGAUUUUUUUUCUGUUUUUGUUUCCCAGGUACCUACUUGGGUCAGACAUUUCUUGAAAAUCCCUGCUAGUUUUAAGUAUCAUAAAUGAUUUGUGCCUGUAUCACAAAUCAUAUUCCUGCAGGUGGCUCCAUGACAUAAUAUUUCCCUUCAGAUUCAGCUGUGUGAGAAUUCUCACAGAAAUACUUCGAGCCUUUUUGCUUCUCAAAUGAUGAUAUUCCACAGCAGAACCACACAGUUAAAGACACUCGUUGUUGUUGUUGGGUUGUUUGGGUUUUUUGCUAAAGAAAAGACUUUAAAAAGAAGGAAAGAAAGGUAGGAUGGAUGAAUGUGCAUCACUUGGUCAGAACAAUCUCUAUCAUGUUUUGAAGGUUUUUGUGGGUAUGACUUGGAUGAAGCAUCACUUCGGUUUCUGCUGAAAGGUCAGCUUCUCAUUUACCCAUUCACAGCUUCUCAUUUACAUCAAUGUCCCUGACAACAUAGAAGGCCAUAUAGCGGGUGUCAAUGUAAUGUAUACUGCCAAUACCACACAAAGUGGCCUUAGUGUAAAAUGAAAACCUGGGCCUGUGUGCUUCCCUUACUCAUGCUUAACAUUUUUCCUCCAGUUUAUGAACUUCCUGGAAAAACAAUACCUGGGCAUUGAGGGUACAGGGUAUGAUUCUUACCCUACCUUGGCUUCUCUCUAUGCAGGGUAAAAGAACCACAGUGGCAUAAAGGAGCCCUAAUGUGUCCAAGGUAGGACUCCCCUGGCACAAGCACUGGAGAAGACUCACGUAGGGCUGCCUUUUCAAGGCCCUCUCAAGCAAUGGCAUGGGAGGACAGACCAUCACACGGAAAACUGUGGUGAUACGGGACAGUGCUGUGACUCCAGUGCUGCCCCAUGAGGCUGCUGUAGCUGAGAGGCCCUUAGGGGCCUUACUACCUUUGGGGCAGUCCAGCAUCUUGAGGAUGCAAAGUUGACUCAAAGCCACCUUGGCCUGCAAAUUCUGUGCUUUACCCUUGAGCCCUUGCCCAGAUCAUGUUCUGUAGAGAAGGGAAACCUGGGGGCUUUCCCCAUCCCACCCCCAAAAACCCCAUUUUUUAUCUUGUUGUUGAUCCCUUAGUGUGCUAUAAAGCAGUGCCAGCCCUUAUAUAUUGAUUAAAACUCCUUUCUCUCCUUUGAGAAACUUAGAACCAAUAUAGGAGAGUGAGAGAAUACAUGCUAAUGAAAUGCUGAUUGCAAGGCAGCCAACAGUCAUGUCCCCAAUAAAAAAAAAAAGCUUCUGACAUAGGAACAACCCUACAAUCAGCAUGAAUUGAGGCAUUGUGACCUAUGCCUGAGCAUAACUGUAGCUCUUUCCUUAAAAGAGUGACAUCAUUAAUAAUUGAGAAAAACAGCUAUUUUAAACCAAUAUCCACCUUUGUUGGAGACAUGUUGCUUUUUUUGUCAUUUUCUUGAAUUACUACAUGAGGACUUCCGGAAAGUGAAAGGUUUCAAAGAGGGGAGACACGUUGCCAGACACAUUAUGAAGUGUACUCUGCGGUACAGUUCUGCGUUUUUUUGCCAGUUUCCAUCUCUGUCCUCUCAGUACAUGUAACAUGAUACAAGCCCUUGAAGUUAACAGUAUUAUCCAUUAUCCUGCAUUGCCUUUAAUGUGUUUUGUAGACCUGACUUUUAGUAUCAUCCAUUGACAAGUAGGGGUAUUGAUUUAGCGUAUAGCUAUGUCAUAUGUGGGAGGGGCAGGCAGGCGGGUGGUUGGAGAAAGAGUGAAAAUAAAUUCAUUUCUUUAUGAAAUAAAAGCAAUAAUUACAAAUGUGUAGUAUUAUAUGAAGGCCAUAACUAGUCUUUACCAAUGUUAAGGGCGCACUUGAACUGUAUUGUGGGAAGAGAGUGGAACCAUCAGUACUGUAAUAUUCUUCUCAUAAGAAUACCUGAAUUGCUACUAUUUCACAAUUUUAUGAGCCCACACUACUGCUUUUCAGGAAAUGACAAAAGCAUUUGGGAAAUGGAAGCAGUUCUCUUUAAAGCACUGUAUGAGAAAGAUUGUCUUGUAAAUUUUACCUGUUACAAGCAGGCUGGUUUGUAAAAGAUGUAUGUUUUGGUGUCUAAAAAGAAGUUUAUAAAAUAAUGUAUAUAAUGGUUUCAAAUUACCAGGCUUUUGUAGAUAUUUGAUGCCAAUCAGGUCGCUUUAAUUUGUUUGUUUGUUUGUUUGAUAUAAUUCUAAAAAGUCACCCAAGUUGGUUUAACCUUUCAAGGUAACAGCAAAAAAAAAAGUUUUAGAUUUGAAACAACAGUAAUUUUUAAUCAUUUCAAAGUGUACUGUAACUUUCCUUUUGGUUCAGAUCUUUUCAUUUAACUUUUUUCUGUUUUUAAGAAGAUGUUUUUAUUGACUUUUUUUAAAUGAAUGUGUUUUGCACAAAAAAACUAGAGACAUGAUUUUUAUGCCAUUUCAAGUAGGUAUUAAGAUCAGUCAUUUUCUUCAACGACAACAAAAAAGCAACCUUAUGCAAAAGGGAAGGUUAUCACUUUGAGUGGAUCUAGUCCCUCAUCUGAAGGCUAAUUGUUCCUUCAUAAUUGCUGUUGGCAGUAUUGUCUUGUGUUCUUUUGCUAUAAAAACAAAACAAAACAAAAAAGUGUACAGGUUUGUAACUGCCAAAAUUUGCUAAAGUUGAUGGUUAAAACAAGUUUUCAAGUAAAAAAAAGUACCCUUG